Myotis brandtii (Brandt's bat) is the source of this 7561-nucleotide messenger RNA. RefSeq names its product polycystin (PKD) family receptor for egg jelly (gene PKDREJ). The record is from RefSeq and is a predicted model, not a curated record. Gene Ontology annotation, molecular function: calcium channel activity; protein binding. The transcript has a single exon. Gene Ontology annotation, cellular component: membrane. The annotation marks the transcript as partial. Gene Ontology annotation, biological process: detection of mechanical stimulus. NCBI's taxonomy places the organism in Eukaryota, Metazoa, Chordata, Mammalia, Chiroptera, Vespertilionidae.
CACCUGGGGCUGGUCAGCCCCACGGACGCCUCCUCAGCCUCCAGGGGCCUUCACUCCGACGCGGGCUUCGAGGCCCAAACCAAGUGUCCGACAGACGUCAACUCGGGCAGUUGGCCAGCCGGGGAGUCCGCCGAGUCCUGCCGGUUCUCGAGACAGGUGACUUGCAGCAUCAAGAAGGUGCAGAUCAACAGGAAUCCGGGCCUGCCCGCUGUGCUGCUGACCAGGAGGAUGGACAUCUCCCUAAAUGCCACCCUUCAGUACGACUGCCCGGUGGCUCACGCCGCUCAGUCUAACUGGAAGGUCUUCUCUGUGCCCUCUCUCCGCCACCAGCCGGACUGGACGAAACCUCUGGUGGUGCCCGGCUUCCAGUUAGGGAACGAUCCAACAGUCAUGCACAUCCCCAAGAAAACGUUAUCUUUGGGGGUGUACGUGUUCAAUUUCUCAGUGAUCCUGGUCCCCUCCUGGCCACAAGCGGCGGUGGACAAAGGCUCAGAUAGCAUCUACGUCUCGAUCCUUAGUGACUUGCUGCAGGCGGUUCUUCUUGGGGAGGUCAACAAGACAAUUAAGUUCACAGACCAGCUGGUUCUGGACGGAUCAACGUCCAUGGACCCAGAUGUAGACGACCCUUUAGAGGGAGUCCAGUUCUCCUGGUUCUGCACCACAAAUUCCAAGAACUACAACGGAGACAAAAUAAACGUGAUAAGCAAGGAAGUUUGCCUCCCAAAGCAGGUGGAUCUCAAGCUGACCUGGGCCUCUGACCCUGUACUGACAAUUUCCCCAGAAACACUUAGAGGGGGCCACGUGUAUUUUUUCAGAAUGGUGAUACAGAAGGCUCCCAGAUCCGCAUAUUCUGAUAAAAGGGUCCACGUGCUCCAAGCACCGGCACCGAAAGCAAGUAUUUCGUGUAUCGAAAACUGUGGCAGGAUCUUGGUUCUAUCAGAUCGGUUCUCUCUGUCUCUGAAUUGCCCCGAUUGUGCCAGAAGCCGGGAAGUGUACAAGUGGUCCAUCCUGCGGGCUUCAGGGGAUGAGGUGGCAUUUGAUUGGUUGGGGCAAACUUCAACGGGGAGGGACAGCGAUUCUUUGUCUAUAAAGGCUUUUGCUUUUAGGAAUUUUUCUGAAGCUCAGUUCUGGAUUGCUUUAGAUCUAGAAACUUGGGGUGGAGUGAACUUGAACCUCAGGCAUUCCUUUACUGUUAACUAUGCCCCUGCCAUUGGAGAUUGCAAAAUUAACCCAACUAGUGGGAUUGCCUUUUUUACUAAGUUUGUUGUCCAGUGUAAUAAUUUUAAGGAUCAGAACAUCCCUCUGACAUAUAAAAUGAUCGUGUCUGAUUUGUACGAUGGCUUUGGCGAAAUCAGUUCUUUAACAGAGAACACCUUGGGGCCCAUCCUGUAUGUGGGCAAUGAUCCCAAAUGCCCCCCUUCCUUUCUCCCUGUCGGUGGGGGGGACAGUCAUUACUCCUUGAAGGUCUUAGUCCAGGUGUAUGACGCUCUGAAAGCUUUUUCUCAGGUGACUUUUUACGCCACUGUACAAGCUCCCACGGCCCAAGCCUCCCCCCAGGCCAUACUGACUCAGUUAGUCAAUUUCACCUCGGGUCAAAAUUCAGAGAUCUCUACUUUGCUUCAAAAGCAGGAGUUUUUGUUCGCUGGUUACUUAGUGUACGUAGUGGCCUCCGUUCUGAACAGCAUGAAACCCGAACCAGCCCUGCAGGCGGACAAAGCCUGGCUCCAGGAACACCUGGUCAACCAGUCUUCCCUCCUCCCCAUGAACACCCUGAUGGAAAUUAACCAGGUGGUCACGGUGUUUGCCAAAUUAACCCAGAGAACGUCUGAAUUUCCUCAGCUUGCUCGGCAAUCUGCCACAGAGAGGAUUUGGCAAGCAAAUCAAGCCUUCCAGCAGCAUCAGCAGAAAGGCAAAAACUUGCACUCUGAGCAGAUAGAGACCAUGAGCACCGGGAUCUUAACAAGCGUGUCGAACAUCCUUAAAAUGACUGAUCCUCACAUAAUUUUUGUCGACCCUUUCCGGCUCAUACAGUCUCUAGCAGACACGAUCCUGGCCGGCAAAGUGCCGGAUUAUGAGAGCACCGUGAUGAGCUCCGCCAGCUUUACCAUGUACGCCAGCAAGCUGGAAAAGGGGGCUGUUUCCAACAACAUCUUGGGCAACAAAAGACACUGUCGAAAUUGUUUCCAACCAGCACUAAAUGUGAGCAGCAUUCCUCGUCUGUCUGCCAAUGCUCCUGUUUCUGUGGUGUUUUGUGAGUUUGCAGACGACCCCUUCCCUUGGUUAAAUUACCAGGACAGCCUUGCGGCAGAUGUGGUUGGAUUCAGAUUGACGGGAAUCGCGGCCAACGGUGACAAGCUGGAGCUCACCCCCGAUGUAGUGGACGUGUACAUCAGCAGGAGGAACCUGAGCUCUGCAGCUUUCAACCUCACCGUGGGCCCUGACCACGAGCCUGAUAACGCUGACGCGUCCUCCAGGAUGACGACGGGGGCGUUCCGCUUCGAAGUGGACAGCCGUGCGGUGCGGGAGCUGCUGGUUCACAUCGUGACGGAGGUGACCGUGCAGUUCACUGUGCUGGUGUACGCCGGCGGGCAGAUCACCCCCUCCGCCUUGGUCGCCACCUUCCUUGUGCCCCACGGUAUCCCUCCCAUUGCCAACCAGAGUGGCCUGUUCGACCCGGCCUGUGCAGUGAGCGUGCCCCGCCUGGUUUGCCUCCCGCUGUCCCUGCUACAGGUCAUAGCUCAGCGGGGCCACUCGCCUGAGUGUGUCAUAAUCAUGGUUCUGAAGGCACCUCAUUUUGUCAUGCAGCCCAGUGACAAGCUGGUGAGGAUUUCUCUUUUCAGUGUCCACUGCCUGGACAUGUAUGGGGUCCAGAGCGACUGGACAGAAGACACCUGUGUCCUCGGGGAGAAGACCACCUGGGACCGAGUGCACUGUGUCUGCAGGAAGGCCAGGCGGGCCCGGCGGCAGCUGGCCAACAUUCCCUUGCACUUCCGCUACUUGACAGCCAAGGUGAUCGUGCCCCCUAACCCUGUGGAUCUACGGUUAGAGGUCAUCAAGAAUGUCACCCAGAACCCCGUGACACUCUUUGUCGUCCUUUUCAUUCUGGUCACGUACAUCGUCCUAGCUUUCUGGGCCUUGCACAGAGACGAAACAGACCAGUACCUUCGGGACCACGCCAUGGUCCUCCCUGAUAACGACCCUUACGAUAACAUCUGUUACCUCGUCACUGUUUUCACAGGAAGCCGUUGUGGGUCCGGCACCAGGGCCAAUGUUUUUGUCCAACUUACGGGGACACAGAACACCAGCGAUGUGCAUUGUUUAAGUCACCCACAUUUUAAAACUCUCUACCGGGGAAGCGUCCACACUUUCCUCCUAACGACCAGCAGGGACUUGGGGGACAUUCAGUCUAUCCGAGUGUGGCACAACAACGAGGGCCAUGCCCCCGGCUGGUACUUAAGUCGAAUCAAAGUGGAGAACCUGUUCAGCAGGCACAUCUGGCUGUUCAUGUGUCGCGAGUGGCUUUCUAUCGAGACCUCUUUGGACAGAACGUUUCCCGUCACCGACCCCAAUACGCCACUGCAGAGAAUGGACUUCUUGCUCAUCGAUGCGACGGACAACCUGGGGAAGAAUCACCUGUGGUUCUCCGUGUUUGCCGGCGUCAUUUCCCGCGGCUUCAAUCGACUGCAGCGGCUGUCCUGCUGCCUGGCCAUGCUGCUGUCCACCCUCCUGUGCAACAUCAUGUUCUUCAACCUGGACACGGAGAAGCAAGACAAACAAGACCAAGGGAACCGAUAUGUCAGAUCGAUGAUCAUCGGCUUGGAGAGCGUCAUGAUCACCCUCCCGGUGCAGGUCAUAAUCACGGGGCUGUUCACCUACUCCCAGCGGAGACCGCAGGUGACCCUGGACCAGGUGACGCCUCAGGAGUACCCCGAGGUGGCAGAGGCGAGCGGCCACUGGGAGGAGCGGCUGGAGAGGUGGCACGCCCAGGAGACGGCUGCAGAGGCGCGCUCCCAAGAGGCGCGCUCCCAAGAGGUGCAUGCCGAGGAGGCACGUGCCCAGGAAAUGGCCGCAGAGGCACGCUCCCAAGAGGCGGAUGCCCAGGAGGCGCGUGCCCAGGAGAUGGCCGCAGAGGCACGCUUCCAAGAGGCGGAUACCCAGGAGAUGGCCGCAGAGGCGCGCUCCGAAGAGGCAAGCUCCAAAGAGGCAAGCUCCGAAGAGGCGGAUGCCCAGGAGGCGGAUGCCCAGGAGAUGGACGCAGAGGCGCACUCCCAAGAGGCACACUCCGAAGAGGCAAGCUCUGAAGAGGCACAUGCCCAGGAGGCAGGCUCCCAAGAGGCACGUGCCCAGGAGGCGCGCUCCCAGAGGGCGCGCUCCCAGAAGGCGCGCUCCCAGAGGGCGCGCUCCCAGAAGGCGCGUGCCCAGGAGACGGCCACAGAGGCGCGCUCCCAGAAGUCACGCUCCCAGAAGUCGCGCUCCCAGAAGUCACGCUCCCAGAAGUCGCGCUCCCAGAAGUCACGCUCCCAGAAGUCGCGCUCCCAGAAGUCACGCUCCCAGAAGUCGCGCUCCCAGAAGUCACGCUCCCAGAAGUCGCGCUCCCCCCAGGAGACGGCCACAGAGGCGCGCUCCCAGAAGUCACGCUCCCAGAAGUCGCGCUCCCAGAAGUCACGCUCCCAGAAGGCACGCUCCCAGAAGGCGCGCUCCCAAGAGGCGCGUGCCCAGGAGACGGCCGCAGAGGCGCGCUCCCAAGAGCCACGUGCGCAGGAGGCACGCUCCCAGAAGGCGAGCGCCCGCAAGGCCCAGCAGUCCCUCACCAGGAAGCUCACGGGACGCCAUAAGUCUCUUUCCAAGAGGACGUCCAAAGCAGGGCACUCACUUAGGAAAAAAGACAGCAAGGGCCCACACCCCCCCGGCACCAACACCAACGCCAAUGCCAACAACGAAAACAUGAACAACAGUUCCCAAGUGCCCUCCGCACAGCCGCCACCCCCGCCCCAAGACCAAGAACCACGCGAUCCAUUUGUACCCCUGUCCCCGCCCACGAAGCCCAGGACCACCCUGUCUGGGUGGUGGAAGUGGAUCGCGUGGUUCUUGGUCUUCGCCACUUCGGGGGUGUCCUCGUUCUUCAUUGUGUUUUACGGCCUGACCUACGGCUAUGAGAAGUCGAUUGAGUGGCUCUUUGCAUCGCUCUCUUCCUUCUUCGAGUCCGUUUUCCUGGUGCAGCCAUCGAAAAUUAUCCUCUUCACAGGCAUGCGAACCAACAGGCUCAAGUACUGCAAAAACCUCUCCUGGGUCAGCAACUUUCGCUACACCGAGAUCCAGCUGCAGGACCUCAGGCUGCGCCCCGAGGAGAUGCACCAGCGGCACCAGGACCUCACCCGCCUCCGAGGCAGCAGCAUGUACCAGCCUCUCACGCAAGACGAAGUCGGGAUAUUCAGAAGGAAGAGGGCGCUCAAGAGGCGAGCUCUGCUGUUCCUGGGUCACUUCCUCACUCACUGCAUCUUUCUAGCCCUUCUGCUGGGCCUCGUCGCCCUCCUCCGCCGCACGGACAGCUUCCGCUACAACCAGUUCAUCCGCAGCCGCUUCUCUGUGGAUCUUGCUACGGUCACCAAGCUGGAUGACAUCUACCCGUGGCUCCACAGCACGCUGCUGCCUUUGUUCCACAACGACCUCCACCCAACGUUUCUUCCCCACAGCUCCUCCAGCAUCCUCGGCCUCCCACUGCUGAGGCAGGUGAGGGCCACGCCUGGCCCCAAGGCCUGUCGGCCGGCCAAGCGCUUUCCGCCCAACAGCAUCAAAGGAGAGAUUCGCUGCCAUCCCGAGUACGGGGCCGACCCAGAGGACACCAGCGACCACCCCAGCUUCUGGAAGAAAGUUGCUAAGCGGGAGGCAGACAAGAACACCAACGGGUUUACCUAUAAGCCUCCGGAGGAGAGGUGGGUGUACUACUCCUACGGACUUCUCCACACCUACGGGUCGGGGGGGUAUGUUUUCUAUUUCUUCCCAGACCAGCAGCAGUUUAAUUCCACGCUGAGGCUCAGGGACCUCCAGAGCGGCCGCUGGCUGGACGAGAAGACGUGGGCUGUGAUCCUGGAGCUGACCACGCUGAACGCGGACGCGGGGCUGCUCGGCAGCACUUCCAUCCUGUUCGAGGUCUCUCAGUUAGGGGUCGUGAACGCGAGCAUAUCCGUGCACUCCUUCUCACUGGCGGAUCUGAACAGAGACACGUCGGCAGAGGUCUACCUGUACGUGGCCAUUCUCGUGUUUUUCGUGGCCUACGUGGUGUACGAGGGCUACGUCAUCACGCAGAAGGGGGCCUCCUACCUGGCCAAUGCGAACAACUUGUUCAACUUGGCACUCAAGUGCACCCUUGCCGUGCUGAUUGUGCUGUUUCUCAGGAAAUACUUCUUGGCCACGGGCAUCAUUCAGUUCUACUCAUCGAACCCUGUGGAUUUCAUUCCCUUUCACGCCGUUGCGCAAGUGGACCGCACCCUGGGGGUCGUUUUGGGCCUCCUGCUGUUUCUGACCAUUCUGAAGACCCUCAGGUAUUUCAGGUUCUUUUACCACGUGCGCCUGGCUGAGAGGGUCCUCCAGACCGCCCUGCCUGGCAUCUGCCACGUGGCGCUCCUGGUGUUCGUGUAUUUCUUUCUGUUCGUGGCUUUUGGCCACCUGGUGUUCGGUCAGCAUGAGUGGGGCUACAGCACCUUGAUCCGCGCCACGCAGACAGUCUUCUCCUACUGCACGGCAGCCCUCCGGAACGCGGAGUUUUCCAGCAACAGGGCCCUCGGGGUCCUGCUCCUCGCGGCGUUUGUGCUGCUGCUGAUCUGCGUAUUGAUCCACUUGUUUACGGCUGUGAUCCUCUCUGCCUACAAGGCCCUGAGGCAGCCCGUGUAUGAGGAACCUUCGGGCGAAGCGGAAGCCAUCGCCUACCUGUGCGGCAAGCUCAGGACGGUGUUUGGCUUCCUGUGCUGCCAACCCAAGGCCCAAGAGCAGCGGGAGCUCUUCGUGGACAUGCUCUACGGGAAGCCGGAGAGGCACAGCAGCCACUACCUGGGGCUGAAGACCAGGAACAUCAACGAGAAGAAGAUGGUGUACCUGGUGGUGUGACCGGGACAGUUUUCGGGCUGCAGGCAAGGCUCUCCCGCCUGAUGUUCAGUUUAGGGGCUCCGUCAUGCUGUCUGCCUGUGUCCUGCACAACGCACACCCCCACAUUUGCUAGGGUUCCCACUCUCAGUCGCCACUUUUAGGAACGUGACAGGAAGGAGUAUAGCACACACCCGGGGCGGGGGGUGGUGGCGCCAGACAUCCUGGGAUGAGCUCCCUGUAGGGGCACUGAGGGUCUUUGGAGCCCGUAGCAGUUUAGAGGGUUAGAGACCCAGGUUUGGGGGAGGGAGCUAAAGAUCUCCCCCACCCCCCACACACACCUCGCUGGGAGUUCUUUUCACAGAUCAGAGCUUCCUGACCCUUGUCCCCUGCAGCCCCCACAUUCCAGCUGGGCCAGGGCCGGAGGGGCCUGUGGGGAGUUCUGGAUGCGCCCUGAGUUUGCCAUGCAGGGAUGAGGAGG